GGGUCAUCGACUAAGCUCAGACAUUUUUGUUCGCCAAUAAUUUAAAAAUUACACGUUUGUGUCGGAAGACAAUUUGUUUUCAACGACGAGGUGAGGAUUUCUCCUUGCUGACGGCAUGAGUGAAGGGGAGAUAACUGCAGACAGCCUGGUCUGUGAAGAGAUCCUGCUGUCUGCAGACGGCACGGACGUCAAUGAAGAAAUCCUCCAGAUAUCGCAGAAAAUCCUUAAUCAGAAUGCUCAGAUUUCAGCUGAUGGAAAUGCGGAAGUACAGGUUGGUGAAACUAUCCAUAUUGCAGCUAACUCGGUGGGCCCAGCCCAGUUCAUCAAGAUCGAGACAGUGGAUCCUAAUCAAGCAGAUGGUGAAGUACAGUCCGAGUGUAUUGUAGAGGAGGUGACAGAGGACCAGGUAGGAAGGAUUGUCACCCAGGAAACCCAGAUCUUCGACUCCAACACUGAAAUCAUCACCGAAAGUCUCGUGGAACAUGGAGAUUCUCAGACUAUUGAAAGCGUGGAGGACAUCGCUUCGACCUUUGACCUCUCCAGCAUCACGGACGCCAACGGCCAGGAGGUGUACGUCGUCUACUGCGUCAUGCCGGAAGACGGCUCUGGCGAUGGUGCGACCAUCGUCAACGGUGGACAGGAACCGGCUACGAUCACCUUAAAUAUGGACGGCGAAACCAUCGAGGGCUUCAUUCCUGACAACCAGGUCCGCUCGUUUGGCCAGCAGACUGACCUGCAGAUUAAGCUGGAAGACAAUAAAGAAAACACGAGCAGUCUUUCGAGCCAUGCCAUCAGCCUGCUGUCCAAUCUGGGAACCCCUCAUCAGAUCGUACAGAUACGCCACGGCGGAAGUAGUGAGAGAAAGACACUGAUGGUCGACGACCUCACUCCGGAGAACAUCGUGCAGCGGCCGCUGAAGACACUGUCGCAGAAGUCGGGCCUGGGAAUCGGCCGGGGCCGGAGGAAGCGGCAGCUGAUGCCAUGUAGAGAGUGUGGGAAGACGUUCGGCUCGUACAAGCUGCUGAACCUGCACAUGAGGAUUCACCACGACAUGUGGAUCUUUAACUGCAACGUGUGCGGGAUGGGUUUCGACAAACAGUCGACGUACCAGCGCCACCUGUACUCGCACCAGGAGAGUAAGCCGUUUAAGUGUGAGAUCUGCGGAAAGACGUUUAGCAGCCCUGGUCACCUGGUCAUCCACAACCGCAGCCACACGGGCUACAAGCCCUAUCCCUGCAACACCUGUGGAAAGAUGUUCUCCGACACGAGCAACCUGCGUCGCCACGAGAUGACGCACGACGAGCAGAGGGCGUCGUGCAAGGUGUGUGGCAAGGACUACAAGAACUUAAACAGCUUGACGACGCACAUGAGGAGUCACGACAAGUGUUUCAAGUGUGCGCUGUGUAACCGGACGUUCUACACGCCCGACGAUGUGUCGAAACAUUACCAGGUGCACACGGAGCGCCUGCUCAAUCCACCAGAGUUGAAACCCAGGAAGCCAUCGAGAGCUCAGAUUCGAAAGGCAGCGCACCGCAUGAACAAUGAUGCCGGGGAUGAUGGAGGGGACGUUGAUAACGAUGAUUUGAAUGAGUCGACGCAAAACGGAAACGUAAAGAGAGUGCGGGAAAAACCGGCCAGCUUGUUUGGGUCAAAUAAAAAAGAACCUUUCAGGUGUGGGGCAUGCGGCAAGUGUUUUUCCAUCCUACGCCUGCUUCGUCUGCACAUCUCCCACAACCACCAGGACAUGCUGUUCACAUGUCGUGUGUGCGGACGCGGCUUCGAGAAGGAGACAGUGCUCAACCGUCACGCCUGGAUUCACCUCAACCUCAAACCAGGUCAAGUGCACCGUGUGCGACAAGAGCUUCCGCCGGCCCACGCACCCAAGCUGCACAUGCGAACGCACACAGGUGACAAACCCUACACGUGCGCCAUCUGCAAUAAAGGCUUCACCGACUCGAGCAACAUGAAGCGCCACCUGCGCACUCACAACGGGGAGCGCUGCAAGUGCCAGGUGUGCUGCAAGGAGUACAAGAAUGUUGACAGCCUCACCACGCACAUGCGCUGCCACGAGAAGUGCUACCAGUGCACCAUCUGCGAUAAGACCUUCUACACUCCUGAGGACGUGCAGACGCAUUACGAGAAAAUCCACAUCGAACCCGACCAGGACCUCGAACAGGCCGGCGAUGAGAUCGACUGCAGUCUCAACUUCACACGCACACGCUACGUCCGGGCGGAGGGCAUUCUCGACAGCAGCACGCUGGUCGCUGCUGAGGGGUUGUCCGCCCUUGGCGACUCGACGAGCGAACAGAUGGUGGAAGUCGCGUCAAACGCGGUUAUCGAGGAGAUCAUAGAGCACACGGACCCGCUCCCCGACGACGUGGUCCAGACUGUGUCGGUGGCGAUGGACGAAGGUGGCGAGGUCGUGGUCGGGAAGAAGACGUCCGAGGUGAGGAAGGUGAAGCUGCCCAACAGGAAGCGUGCCACGAACGAUGUGGAGAACAGACUGUACAACUGUGGCUACUGCGGUCGCGGCUUCACGACGGCCUACCACAUGGCUGUCCACGCCAGGCGACACCUGGGACAGACGUCAUUUAAGUGCCGGUUCUGUGGGAAAGGGUUCGUGGAGUCGAGCAACUUGAGAAGACAUGUUCGUACGCACACCGGGGAACGGCCGUUCAAGUGUACAAUGUGUGACCGAGCUUUCAAGGAAUCCAGUGCUUUGAAAAUCCAUAUGAUGCGCCACACCGGGGAGCGUAACUAUAAGUGCUACCAAUGCCAGAAGGCAUUUCCCACCCCGCUCGAUCUGACCAAUCACAACCGGCGACACCACGAAGGGAAGUCUGGCUUGCCGACAAAACCCACACGCAAACAGAAGAGGCAGGGUUUCAGCAGCCGCGCUAGCCGGGUCCCCACCGUGAAGGAAGGCGACGCAAAACCCGAAGCCACUCAGGCCGAGGAUGACGAAGGAGUAUUCAACCUGAACGAUCUUCCCAAACAAACAACUGUGUUCAUCAGCGAGAGCACGAUCCAGCCCGACAGUAAACUCGACCUCAGCAAGCUGGAAUCGGGGGAGGGAAUCACCAGCCUAGACGACCUGGACAGUUACGAACUCGUCGAGAAUGUCGAGUCCGUUAAUCUGGCAAAGCUGAAGACGAUCUACAUCGGGGACGGGUUCACAGUUCUGAUAGGCGAUGAGUCGGUCAAGUCUAUUGGGGAGAUCAUCAUCAAGAAACACGCUACGGAAGUGAUCGAAGAGGAGGAUGAUGAAGAUGAUUAUGAUGUUGAGAUGGUGGAUAAGAAUGAGAUGCCCAUGGAGCUGCCGCCUUCGACGGAGAUCACCAAGGAUACGGACUCCACAGACCUGCCCGUCGAUAUCGUCAACAUCAAGGUGGAGCCGGGACUGCAGGUCGAGAACGGCACAGAGGAGGAAUCCGUUGAGCCUCCGAAGAAGAAGAAAAAGAAGAAGGAGAAGCCGCACAAAUGUCCGCAGUGUCUGAAGGCGUUCUACAAGAUGGAGAACCUCGAGAAGCACAUGAAACGUCACGAGAACCAGCAGGAGAACGAGCAGACGACCAUGAUCAAACAGGAGCCCGAGGAUCUGGAGUAUGAACCGUACAUUCCUCCGAAGAAGGAGUGCGAUAUCUGCGGAAUGAUCUUCAAGCACAUGAGCAGUCUGCGGGCCCACGCCGCAGGUCCACAGUGACGCCCGACCCUUCACCUGCGACAUCUGCGGAAGAAAGUUCAAAUAUUCGAGGGACGUCCACAAACACAAGAUCAUUCACCAGCCCGACUACCCGUACCACUGCGAGGUCUGUUACAAGGGCUUCAACUUCAAGCAGAGCUUCAACAGACACCGCGAGCUUCACGCCAGGAAGCCGUACAACAACUUUGACUGUGAUGUGUGCGACGAAAAGUUUCCUACCUCCACCGAUCUCAUACGCCAUAUGCACCUCCAUCUCAAGGACAAGCUAACAAACAAAAUGCUAGGAAAUAUUUAACAUACAUAUUAUUAUUAUUAUAUGUAAUUGGUGUACAUAGUUGAUGAGUUCAUAUUUAAGUACUGCCAAAUGAAUGUUAAUACUUUCUCGAGUGCUCAUGCAAUAAUGUGACAUUUAUACAUUUAUGUAUAAUUCUGUUUUUGUUAACUUUAGAACAGUUAUUUGAAAGAUUCAGGAUCAAAUGAUAGGAAUUCCAUUUAAACUUAUUUAUCACUUGGGUGGUUGUGCAAAGGUUAUUUGGUUUUUUCUUCCUUUGUUUAUUUUUAUUUUUUUUAAAUUAUUUUUAUUAUACAACUACAAAAUGAUAUUAAUGUAUUUGUGUUUAAACACCAACUGGGUAUAACAAAAAUGGACUGACUUUAUACUUGAAUAAGGUAGUUCACCUACAUGCAUUACGCAUUAAAUGAAUUACUAAAAUGUUACAGUGGGGGGUGGGGGCACUGUGUGCCACCCCUGCCCUCUCAUGUCACCAUAUCUUAAAACAUCUCUUUGGAUGGUCCAUAGGUAAUGCUUGCUUGGUCAGUAUGCUGUUGUGCAUGUGGCAUGUACAUGUAUGUGACACAUGAUGUUUAUUAGAUCAGUCUUAAAUUCACAGGAAAUCCACUGAGAAUACUCAAGGGUUCACAAUAUAAAUAGCAUGUCUUCAGUGUUCACAAUAUAAAUAGCAUGUUCAUGGAUGGUCAGUCCAUUGCUGAUUGAUCAUACCGUUUAUUACUAUAUCAAGUCCAUUCAUGAUUAAUUAAGUAGAUUCUUACCUGUCUUAAAAAUGUCUUCCUAUUUAUUAAAUUUAAAUGUUAUUUUCUACCUUUUUAUCUUCAUGUAAUUAAAUUUCUUAAUUUCUUUAAAAAAAAUUGAGGGGGGGGGGGGACACAAAAUAAUGUUCACAGCAAGUUUAAUUUUAUCUGAAAUGCUAAAAAAAAUUACCUUUGAGUAUGGUAAAGAGUUUCAGCUUUUUAAAGAUGAUUUCAGCUCAUAAUCACAUCCCUGUAAAUAUAAAUCCAACCGUUAAUUCCUCACUUGUUCAUUCACCCUGUCUGACAGUUCUUGCCAUGUGAGCAAACACGGAAGCUUGUUUGUGAUAUAAUAUAUUCUUAACACUGCUUUCUGGAGGUGGAAUUUAUCCAAGUCUGAAGAGUGCUCGCUUGAGGUGCUUUGGCUGAAAUAUCGAACCACCUCAAUGGAUGAGUUCUCUCUGAUCCCAACUAGUUCCCUGCAACUGGUAUAUCAAAGGCUUUGGUAUGUGCUGUCCUAUUUGUUGGAAUAUAUAUAUAUAUAAAAGAUCCUUUGCUGUAAUAGAUUUUUCUGAAAAUGUCAAAUUGCACACAAAAAUGUUUGCCUUGUUUAAUGACAUCACUAGAUUUAUUAAUCGGCUAUUGGAUGGUAAACAAAAGGCCAAAUUUACAAAGCACGUUUAUCGUGUACGCGUGUAACUACAAACAUUUACAAUGCUUAUACACCUGUGUAAUAAACGUAGGCUUCGUAACUUCGGUCCUUAGUAAUGUAUACAUAUAGUCUUAGAGAGGAAAUUGUGGCAUUAGUGGCAAGGGAUCUUUUUUUUUUAUGCACCAUCCCACAGACAAGAUAGCACAUACCACUGCCUUUGAUAUACCAGUUGUGGUGCACUAGCCCAAUGGGCCUACUGAUCAAAUUACCAAAUGCACAGAUUUGUUCUUUUAGCUUCUUGUCUGAUUUCAACUUUUUAUUUUCUUGCUUUUUAGUGUCAAAUAAUUUUCACGAAGUAGAUUUGAUUUGAUCUAAAAUGUAGAAAAAUUAUCUUUAUUUAGUCAUAGUAUAGAGAUUUUCAGUUUUUUAAAGAUCAGUUCAACUUUGUAUUUCUAAGUGAGUAUCACAUCCCAGCAAAUGUUUGACAUCCUAAAAGCCGAUGAUUGAUCAAUGUGCUCUAGAAGUAAUUAAACUCCUUUUUCGUGUCAGUCCAGUGGUGCUCGACUUCAUUUGUCUCCCAUGAUGAUGAUAGUCUUCCAGCCAAGAUGCUGCUGUUAUAAUUGAUGGUGAAAUUCUAGUAGAACCUGUAGUGCAUCUAUGGAGAUAUAUUUAUUAAGUGGCCGGUGGUAUCUAAACCCUAAACAAAUGUCAUCUAGAUCUGUUAUUUAAUCAAUUUUAACAGGAACAGUGCAAUUUUAGGUUUGUGUCUUUUUUUUAAAUUUUGAAUUUAAUUAUUAUUUUGUUUUGUUAUUUACGAAAGUAGCACACACAUGUGGAGGACGUUAUAAGCAACUGGAGGGAUCAGCUAUAUAUCAAUUUAACUUUCCCAGUUUGGGAGGGGGCACCUAUACCUCCCAAUUAUAAUGCCUAUGGAUCGUGUAAACCUGGGAUUAAACUUUUAGAUUCUUGUUUGAAAGUCUGGAUUCUUGUUUGAAAAUCUGGAUUUGGUAAUGGAGAUAAAAUCUGGACUAACAUUCGAGUUCUUGAAUUGGAUGCAUCUCUAUAACCUACUCAAGAUUGAUUCAUUCGAGUGGACCCAUUUUUUUCUCUGGUUUUAAUUCCAACCAGUGAUCUUUGGAAAAUACUGGUCAUGGUAUGUGUUAUCCUGUUUUUAAGAAAGUGAAUACUUAGAUCCUUGCUAGUAAUCAAUAGCAUGUCAUUUUGUAGAUACUGUGUCACAUCAUGCAGGUAUGAUCUCGUGUUGGCGCUGACUUACUCUGCGUUAAAGGGACAUACCCUAGUUUUUAAACACUAACGCAUAUUUUUGACUAUUAUAGCCGUUUUUGAAUAACUUAAAUCAUACUUUACUUAGAUUGUAUUGUUUAGAUUAUUAAUUUCCGCACAUUC
Gigantopelta aegis is the source of this 6788-nucleotide messenger RNA. Its product is annotated as zinc finger protein 107-like. NCBI's taxonomy places the organism in Eukaryota, Metazoa, Mollusca, Gastropoda, Neomphalida, Peltospiridae. The record is from RefSeq and is a predicted model, not a curated record.